AUGCCGAGGUCUGCUCCUCUGCUGAGCGCCUUUGCUACAACUCAACCCGGACACGAGUCCAAUGGCUGCCCUCUGCCUCGUACCACCGAGGCUAAGCAGUGCUACCACUGCCAGGGCCUUGGCCACGUUCAGGCCGACUGCCCGACUCUUCGCUUGAGCGGUGCUGGUACUAGUGGUCGCUGCUACAACUGCGGCCAGCCUGGUCAUCUCGCCCGAACCUGCCCUACCCCAGCUGGUGUUGGCCUGGGUCGUGGUGCUCCAGUUCCCCGCGGCGGAUACGGUGGCUUUGCACGAGGCGGCUUCGCCGGCGGUCCGCGCCCCGCAACCUGCUACAAGUGUGGAGGACCUAACCACUUUGCGCGCGACUGCCAGGCUCAAGCCAUGAAGUGCUACGCCUGCGGCAAGCUUGGCCACAUUUCUCGCGAUUGCACCGCGCCCAACGGUGGACCGCUCAACACCGCUGGCAAGACCUGCUACCAAUGCGGCGAGGCUGGUCACAUUUCGCGUGACUGCCCGCAGAAGGUCGCCAACGGCGAGAUUCCUAACGAUGUUGUCGACCUCAACACUGCGGCCAACUUGGUACCGCCUGUCGCUCCAUUGGCUCCCGUUGCCUAA
Verticillium dahliae VdLs.17 is the source of this 615-nucleotide messenger RNA. Its product is annotated as zinc finger protein GIS2. The transcript is spliced from 4 exons. NCBI's taxonomy places the organism in Eukaryota, Fungi, Ascomycota, Sordariomycetes, Glomerellales, Plectosphaerellaceae. The record is from RefSeq and is a predicted model, not a curated record. Gene Ontology annotation, molecular function: mRNA binding; zinc ion binding; translation regulator activity. Bases 1 to 615 code for a protein of 204 amino acids. Gene Ontology annotation, cellular component: cytoplasm. Gene Ontology annotation, biological process: positive regulation of cytoplasmic translation.